This is a messenger RNA of Ceratotherium simum simum (southern white rhinoceros), 4762 nucleotides long. NCBI's taxonomy places the organism in Eukaryota, Metazoa, Chordata, Mammalia, Perissodactyla, Rhinocerotidae. The record is from RefSeq and is a predicted model, not a curated record.
GCCGCCAUGGCGACUGGCGAGAGGGUGGCGGCGCCGUCUCUGUGGCCCAUAGAGGCCCGCUUGGCGGCGCUGCUUCCCGACCUGCUGGUCUUCAGGAAGCCCCAGGGAUCGGACCCAGAGCUCGUCACGGCCCAGGGCGUCCUCCUUGGCGUCCACGUGACGGGGUUUACAGCAUUAAUGGACAGGUUCAGCCUGACCUGCAAGUCGGAACGAGACAUGGACAAACUGGCCCACAUCUUCAGUUAUUACAUUAGUGACAUCGUGGAGCAUGUGCUCUGUUUUGGAGGGGAUAUCCUAAAUAUCACAGGGAAUGUACUCCUGGCACUCUGGACAGUGGAACAGAAUCAACUGAGUGACAUCAUUACUCUGGUGGCAAAAUGUAGUCUGGAGAUACAGGAGAAAUUUGGGAUCUACCAUACCAGAGAAGGCCAGGACCUGCAGCUAAAGAUAGGUUUGUCUGCAGGUCGGAUUUCCCAGUUUAUUGUUGGAGAUGAGCAGCGACAGUACCUCUUGGUGAUUGGGCGGGAUGUAGACGAUGUCCAGUUAGCUCACCGUUUGGCUCAAGCAAAUGAGAUUGUCUUGUCCUGGAACUGCUGGAAGCUCUGUGAGCAGUACAUGUUUGAAGUGGAAAUCAUGAGGGAGGAUGAAGCUGUAAAGUUAAGAGACAUGCGGAUCAUAGACCCAUUUGAUUUUGAUGAGCAUUUUGACAAGUGCCUUGAUUAUCUGCCACAUUACCGGACAAGUGCUGACACUCUAAGAGCUGCCCUGGACUUGGAUCCAGACUCUGCACUUGAACAAACCUUGCGGAAGCACAUCAUGAAAAACCUUUUGAAGAAGAUUGAUGAAGGCCAACCUAUGGAGUAUAUAUCUGAAUUCCGUACCGUGACUAUGGUUUUGGUCAGCCUAGAGUUCCACAAGACAGCAUGGAUGUUGCAUUUGUGUCAUCUUAUCCAGGAGGCUGCUUUAUAUAUCUCCACAGUCAUAGAGAAAGGAGGGGGCGAGCUGAGCCGGAUCUUUAUGUUUGAGAAAGGCUGCAUGUUUCUCUGUGUUUUUGGCCUUCCUGGGGAUAAGAAGCCAGAUGAGUGUGCACAUGCCCUAGAGAGCUCCUCCAGCAUCUUCAGCUUCUGCUGGGAGAAUCUUGCUGACACCAAGCUUGUUUCCAUCAGUGUCACCAGUGGACCAGUAUUCUGUGGCAUGGUUGGGGCAAUAGCAAGACACGAAUAUACAGUUGUUGGCCCAAAAGUGAGCCUUGUGGCCAGAAUGAUAACUGCUUAUCCAGGUUUGGUGUCCUGUGAUGAGGUAACAUAUCUUAGAUCCAUGAUACCUGCUUACAACUUCAAGAAACUCCCAGAGAAAAUGAUGAAAAACAUCUCCAACCCAGGGAAGAUGUAUGAGUACCUUGGCCAUAGAAGAUGUAUAAUGUUUGGGAAGAGACAUUUGGCCAGAGAGAGAAAUAAGAAUCACCCUUUGUUAGACCGGGAGAAAGAACUGGAAGCCUUCCAAAUAGCCCAGCAGGGAUGUUUGCACGAGAAGAAGGGACAAGCAGUUCUGUAUAAAGGUGGAAAAGGCUAUGGAAAAAGUCAGCUGUUGGCUGAAAUAAACUUCCUGGCCCAGAAGGAAGGGCACAGGGUGUUGCCAUUGAAGCUGAAGGAAGCAGAUUCCACGCAGUGCUUCUAUGCCAUCCAGACCCUCAUGGCCAUCUUCUUUGAGAUUGAUAUAUGCCCAGCCUAUUACCGGCAAGAGUGCCUACACAAACAGCUCCGUGAGAUGGUGGAGGAACGGCUUCACUGCCUUUUUAAUGACCUCUUCUUUGUGAAGUUUCCCUUAUCCUUCAGAGUUUCGCACAUGGAUGACCUGGCCAGACAAAAGAAGGUUAAAGCAUGUAUCUUUCAAGUGCUUCAGAAGGCAGUGAGGGAAACACCACUGAUCUUCCUCAUUGAUGAGGCCCAGUAUAUGGAUGCACCUUCCUGGGAGUUUUUAGGAACAUUUCUCUCCAGCAUUCCCAUCAUCAUGGUGAUGACACUGACCCCUACCUUCACCCUGUGUGGCUGGGCCCAGCACUUCCUACAGAGCCCUCAGGCUGUCCUUGUGCCCAUUUCGAAGUUGGCAGCGACCUCACUGUUGAGAAUGGCAUGUUGGGAACUGGGUGUGGUGAGCAUCCCCCAAGAGCUGCAGAUCUACCUUCUCCGCAGGUGCUUUGGAAACCCCCUGUACUGUGAGGUCCUUUGCCAGGACCUUCUCUCUAAGGAUAUAUUGCUCUUUCAUGACCUACAAAAGGAGGAGGAGGAGAACAGCAAGUGGGAGACCCUCUCAGCUAAUGCCAUGAAGUCCACAAUGUACAGUAUUUCUCCUGCCAGCUCUGAAGAAGACCAGGAACUUUAUGUCUGCACAGUCAAGGAUGAUGUGAACUUGGAUACAGUGCUUCUCCCACCGUUGUUAAAAGGCAGGUCCCUUAAAGACCUCAAAUUUUCCUGUAUUUCAGAUGCUGGCUUUCCUCUCAGGCUACAAGAGGAACUCUCCCUACCUCAGACUGAGUUGCUAGAGUUUGGAGUGCCUCUAUUACGGGAAGCAGCUUGGGAACUGUGGCCCAAAGCACAACAGAUAGCCCUGCACCUUGAAUGUGCCUGCUUUCUCCAAGAUUUGGCCUGCCGCUGCGGGAGCUGUCGUGGGGGGGACUUUGUCUCCUUCCACCGUUUCGCCAUCUGUCCUACUAAGACGUCCAGCAGGACCUCCCAGUUCUGUAGUUACAAAGAUACCGGCUCAGUACUAACACAAGUGAUCACAGACAAAUUGCAGCUGCCUUCUCCCCAAGAUAGUUUUCAGUUCCAGACAAAACCAUCCAGAAGUCAACCAUCCAGAAAUCAGGAGGCCUUCGCAAGUGAACACUGCAGAACUGAGGAAGAGUUCCUGGAUCAAGUGAACAGGAAGCUGGCUCAGAGCAGCCCUGAGAAAGACAUGUUGACCGCGAAGCCCUGUCACUGUGAGGAAAUCCUGAAGUUGGUGCUGUCACCCCUCACCCAGCACUGCCUGAUCAUCGGAGAAACCACUUGUGCAUUUUAUUACCUGCUGGAGGCUGCGGCUGCCGCCUUGGACCUGUCAGAUAAUUACAUGGCCUUCUUUUAUCUGAGGAAGGCAAGCAGUCUUCUGGGCCAACGCUCAGCAUUCUCGUUUUGGAAAAAGCACAAGGUGAAGAUCUGUCAGUUUGAGGAGGCCACUUUCUGCCAUCUUCGGUCAGAGGUCUGUUUCAACAUGGGACAGAUCACCUUGGCCGAAAAAUUGGCUAGGCAAGCCCUUCGACUGCUGAAAAGGAAUUUCCCUUGGACCUGGUUUGGUGUCCUUUUCCAAACAUUCCUGGAAAAAUAUUGGCGUUCCUGUUCCCUAAGCCAACCUCCAAACAACCCUAGUGAGAAUAAGAAAAAGUUGGCAGUCCUGCAGCAGCGGGUGCACUGCCUCUCUCUGCUCUGGCAGCUCUAUAACCUGGAGGCCACAGCCAGCAGCCGCAGGUUUGCCUGCCUGGCUGCUCUUAUGCAGAAGAAUUCAGCUAAGGAGUUUGCAAAUGAAGCCCAGGUUGUCUCUACCUACGUGGCCCUCUCCCAAUUCUCCCAGAACGUGGGUGACAGGGAGAAGUGGCUGCACUGUGAGCAGAUGGCCAUUCGGAAAAGCAGCCUGUGUUGGUUCUCCAGGGAGGGAUUGUUGGCCACAGCCCAGCUCGUGCAGGCCUUGUCCUACACCAAGCUCUGCCUCGGCCACCUUGACUUCUCCAUCAAGCUGGGUUUUCAAGCUCAUGAGAUAUGCAGACACCUCAAGAAACCAGCUCUGCAGAAUCUGGUUCUCUCAGUUCUCUUCAGAUCUGCAUUUCUAAAGAAGAAAUUUGAUCUGUGUAUCCAUGUGCUGGAGAGUCAGUGGGCGCUCAUUUCCCAGGGUCAUGAUGUCCUUGGCCUGGCCUGCUUCUACUCUGCUUGCUUAGAUCUGCUGCUCUAUGGAAGAGGAUUGCUGUGUCGGCCCUUUGAGGAGUGUCUGCAUUUCAUUCAACGCUAUGAGGACAGCUGCAUUCUUACCUCUCAGAGCAAUGUCAUGCUGGGGAUCCACUCCUCUCUGGCCAUGUGGUUUGCCCAGGACUCACAGUGGAACCUGUUUGAGCACCACUUCUCCAAGGCUCGCCAGUUGGUGAAAAGAACCAAUGCCUCACUAUUUGGUUCACACGGCUUUGUUCGAUUCCUAGAGUGUCAUGUGCUAAUGUUACAGAAAAUGCCAGAGGGUGUCUUCGUGCAUAUUCCCCCAGAGGCUCACAGCCAAACCCUCAAGUACUUUAAGGAGUUCUUCACUCGAUGUGUGACCUGCCCUGUCUAUCACCAGUGGGUCUCUGAGCUUAAAGCCUCUGUGAUGAGAUAUGGAAAGAGAGAAUCCAUGUCCUUGACUAACAUCAUCAGACCUUUUGACACUUGCUUGACCAGGAUUUGGAUGGAGGGAGACUGCCCAGAGGAAAACAACUCCUUUGAAGGAAAUUUAGGAAUUCAGAGAUUUGACAGAGUGGCUGAUGUCAAGGACAAUAAGGAUGAAGAAGAAAUUCAAGAAUGUAUAUGUUAAAACAACAGCAAAAAAAUCAUCUGCAGGGACCAUGAUUCUCUUAUUGUAUACAACACAAAGAAAUCCCCCAAGUUCUCCUUUUUAAGAUACCGUAUAGUGUACAUAUUAAAUAUACUAGCCUUUUACAGUCACCACAAUCUAUAUCUUUGUCAAAAUAAAAGCCUAUGUUUCUGAA